AUGUGCUUCAGAGAACUAAUACGUUCGUUUUCUCAUAACUUUUGCCAGAGAACGUUUAAAACGUCGGCCCUUGAUCUGUGGAAGGAAGAGGAAAAUCGGACCGGUUUGGUGACGUUCUGCAAAGAUUUGGAUCUUGCGCUUGGCAGUGGCAUUUCCGAAGGAAUGAUUACCGAACUGUGCGGUCCGCCUGGCAGUGGUAAAACACAAUUGUGCUUGCAGCUCUCGGUAAACGUACAAAUACCACAGCAGCUUGGUGGCUUACAAGGGCGAGCCGUAUACUUGGAUACGAAGUAUGGGUUUUGUCCGAAACGAGUGCAAGAAAUGGCAAAAGCGCUCCACCAGCAUUGUACAAACAUUGCUCUGCUGCACAAGCAAAAUCCAGACGAAAUUCUGGCUGGUUUUUCGGAAGCGACCGCCUUAGAUGGUAUUCUCUACGCUCACGUCACGAACUGUACACAAAUACUGGAAGCAAUAGCUGUGUUGCAGAACCGACUUUACGAUGGUGAGAAGAUCAAACUCAUCAUAAUCGAUUCGCUGUCGUUUCUCGUACGAAAUACAAUCACACACUCGAUGAAGCGAGUGAGACGUCUGCAUGAAAUACUUACACCAUUGCAUAAAAUCGCCCACAGAUUUGGUUGUGUAGUUAUUGUUACGAACGAUGUAACUACGCGCAUUUCGGAUUCGAAGCCUAUCGAACCAAUGGUAACGAAACCACAGAUAGUAUCAGCCCUAGGUGGAAGUCAUACGCACAAAAUAAAUCAACGAAUAUUUCUCGGUCGCGAUGAAACCGAUUACGAUUCCCAAUCCGAUCACCAACCUUCAUACGUGGCCUCCAUAUCAAAGGGCCAUUUUCUACCGUGCAUUGCUGUUCCGUUUCGUAUCGAAGCGGCCGGCAUUCGAGGUAUCAAAAAGCGGGACAUGAGGUAA
Molecule: messenger RNA, 927 nt
Organism: Anopheles maculipalpis
Lineage: Eukaryota; Metazoa; Arthropoda; Insecta; Diptera; Culicidae
Product: DNA repair protein RAD51 homolog 3-like
Exons: 6
Coding region: 1-927 (308 amino acids)
Biological process (GO): meiotic DNA recombinase assembly; DNA repair; reciprocal meiotic recombination
Cellular component (GO): replication fork; Rad51B-Rad51C-Rad51D-XRCC2 complex; Rad51C-XRCC3 complex
Molecular function (GO): four-way junction DNA binding; crossover junction DNA endonuclease activity; ATP binding
Source: RefSeq, a predicted model, not a curated record